AUGAAUGAGAAGCACAUGAGAGCUCAUGCUCGCCGAGGACCGCAGGCCAUGGUUCCCCGGCUGGAAGGUUCUAACCAGCUCUUCCACUUCAGGUUUUUUGUCCAGUUUCCUGCCUACCCUGAAAUCAGGGUCCUCGGGGGCAGAGCCCCGAAGCCCACCCGCUCCAGCACCGGCCUCCUGCUUGGUGGGUCCCGAGGUGCCGCAGCGCCGGCCCUCGCCGGGAGGCACCUAAAUCAGUACCCACUGCCUUCCUUCCUGCUGAAAGGGGCUGGUGCGCAUCUGGGCUCCGGCCGCGCGCGGUGCGUGAGCUCCCGCUUCCCACCCGCCCCCCGGGGAGCCGGCCGGCUGCGCCUGGCGCGGCUCCGAGGGGCUGCCGAAGACCCUGACCGCGGAGAGCCGAGGGGCCCAUGCCCACGGCCCAGGCAGGGCGAGGCGAAGGGUGGCUGCGGAGCCCGAACCGGCGUGAAGCCGGGAGAGCACGCGCCCGGGCCGCCGCUUAGCUGUGCUAACGGCCGCCGCCACGUCCACUGUCCUGUGGUCAGCGUGCGGGUUCCUCCGGACACACCCGACGGGGAGGGCAGAGGCGCGGGGAGGAGGGGUGAGGAGAGGCGGCAGGAGGUGAGAGAUGGCAGCGGGAGAAAGGGCGGGCUGGCGAGGGGAGUGGAAGCGGAGACUGAGCGCGGCAGGGAUGCGCGAGAGACGCGGGGACAGAGCAGGACGGCGCGGGCCCGGAGGCGGAGGCGGCUGACGGGGCCUCCCGCUCGGCUCUCGGCCGCGGCGCCCCCGCUCCGCCCGCAGAGCCGGUCCGACGCGGCGCCCCCGGCCUCCCCGCGCGCCGAUCCUGAGCCGCAGCCGCCGCCGCCGCAGCCGCCGCGCGGGGCGGCCCCUCCCCCGGCCUGGGGCCCGCGGGGGAAAAGUGUUCCCCGCAGCGGCGGCGUCCUUCCGCCUCGCCCUCUGCGCCCUGAGCCCGGCGCGAGCGCGUGGGGCCCCCGCUGGAAGCCCCCCCGGCGCCCGGGAGCGCGGGGACCCGCGAGCGGGGCGCGGGGUGGGCUCCCGCGCCGGCACAUGGCCGCGGCCGCCCCUCGCGCACCCCGAGGCGCCGCGCCCAGCUCGCCCUCGGCCCGUCGGCUGUGCCCGGCCGCCCCGGCGCCCGGCAGCGGCUGCGGCUGA
Molecule: messenger RNA, 1170 nt
Organism: Manis javanica (Malayan pangolin)
Lineage: Eukaryota; Metazoa; Chordata; Mammalia; Pholidota; Manidae
Source: RefSeq, a predicted model, not a curated record